CUGCAUCUUCGUCCUCUACGUGUCCUUUCCCACUCUCCUUCCCUCCCUCAUCCACCCCCAACGCAACAACAAAAGCACCGGCACCAAAUGAGAUUUUUCGGAGUUCUUUAGUCGAGGUCUGUUGCCGCACAGAAAGGAGGAUCGCCUUUGGAUGUCUGAGCUGAGACAUAAGCCACAGGGGAUUCCACCUUCUCAGUGGAUUAGCAACGGUGUCCCAUUGCUCGAGCUGUCUUUUCCUUCUGCAUGCAUUUAUUGAUUCUUGCUACCAGGGAACAUAAAGACUCCCAACUUUGGGAACAUGGAAUCUAAAUGAAGAGUCUUCAGUGAGGAUUGGUUAUACGAUCUUGCUCUUGCUUCAUGGCGUGCCUGUUGCUACGGAUGAUUGCUCCUGCAGAUAUACCUGCAGGGCUUGGGUCUGCGGAAGCAAUUCGAGAGGGAGAUCGUUUCCCACGCAAGGCCUUCCGUCCAAGGAACAACAGGAAUCUCUCGAGGAAGAGGCGAAGAUGGAGUCUGCGAUCACCCCAUGCUGAUUCCAAGUAUGCUUCCUUGCGGUUUGAUCCAGAGAGCGGGAUGAACCUUCCUCUAGUAUCGAGUCUGCUAACCAGCACAGCAGGAGAGGUUGCAGUUUCCGCAGAGCAGAAGGUUUACAACGUGGUUCUGAAGCAGGCAGCCCUGGUGAAGCAGCAGCCGAGGUCGAGCGCUGCGCUCGAUGUGAAGCCAGACACGGUGAUCCCUGGAUCAGUGGGCUUGUUGAAGGAGGCGUAUGACCGCUGUGGAGAAGUCUGCGCAGAGUAUGCCAAGACCUUUUACCUGGGGACGCUGCUCAUGACCCCUGAAAGGAGGAGAGCUAUCUGGGCAAUCUACGUGUGGUGCAGAAGGACAGAUGAGCUUGUAGAUGGGCCAAAUGCAUCGCAGAUCACACCAACAGCACUAGACAGGUGGGAGUCGAGGCUGGACGAUGUCUUUGCAGGCCGGCCAUAUGACAUGCUUGACGCAGCCCUCUCUGAUACGGUUUCCAAGUACCCCGUUGAUAUCCAGCCAUUCAGGGACAUGAUCGAAGGAAUGAGAAUGGACUUGAAGAAGUCGAGAUACAAGAACUUCGACGAACUCUAUCUUUACUGCUACUACGUCGCUGGGACUGUCGGAUUGAUGAGCGUUCCCGUGAUGGGCAUCGCACCGGAGUCGAAGGCGACGACGGAGAGCGUUUACGGUGCUGCUUUGGCUUUGGGACUUGCAAACCAGCUCACCAAUAUACUCAGGGAUGUUGGCGAAGAUGCUAGAAGAGGAAGGAUUUAUCUGCCACAGGAUGAGCUCGCCCAGGCUGGGCUCUCGGAUGAGGACAUCUUCGGCGGCAAGGUGACUGAGAAAUGGAGGAGCUUCAUGAAGAAUCAAAUCAAGAGGGCGAGGAUGUUCUUCCAGCAAGCAGAGGCUGGUGUGACUGAGCUCAAUCGAGCUAGUAGGUGGCCGGUUUGGGCUUCUCUGCAACUGUACCGGCAGAUCCUCGAUGAAAUUGAAGCCAAUGACUACAAUAACUUCACGAAGCGAGCUUAUGUUAGCAAAGCGAAGAAGCUGCUGGCUCUGCCGGUGGCAUACGGAAAAUCACUCAUCAGCCCAUCUUCUCUGAGCCAGUCAAACUUAGCAAAAACAUGAACAUGAUAUGAACUGUGUGCCCUCUGCUACCAUUCUGUGGAGUAUGCACACACAUCCAAUAUACAUUGUAUUGUGAGGAUGCUAACAGGUUAAGUGGUGCCAUCGAACUACAAUAUGCUGUAACUUGGCUCUUCCAUUCUAUUCAUUGUCACAUAUGGUGUGGGAUAGUGGAAGACGGUACGUUCCGAUCGUAGAAUUUAUUGCGUGCAUGUUCUUAUCCUAA
Molecule: messenger RNA, 1873 nt
Organism: Musa acuminata subsp. malaccensis (wild Malaysian banana)
Lineage: Eukaryota; Viridiplantae; Streptophyta; Magnoliopsida; Zingiberales; Musaceae
Gene: PSY1
Product: phytoene synthase 2, chloroplastic
Biological process (GO): carotenoid biosynthetic process
Molecular function (GO): 15-cis-phytoene synthase activity; geranylgeranyl diphosphate synthase activity
Source: RefSeq, a predicted model, not a curated record